This is a messenger RNA of Gastrolobium bilobum, 1359 nucleotides long. RefSeq names its product phosphoglycerate mutase-like protein AT74. The transcript has 2 exons. Lineage: Eukaryota; Viridiplantae; Streptophyta; Magnoliopsida; Fabales; Fabaceae. The record is from RefSeq and is a predicted model, not a curated record. Bases 37 to 915 code for a protein of 292 amino acids. Gene Ontology annotation, molecular function: phosphatase activity.
UAGAAAGAGAGAGAGAAAAAUGGAUAGGUAAAUGCAAUGCAUAGAGAUAAGAAAGGAGGAGUGCUUCCGAAGAGAAUAAUAGUGGUGCGUCAUGGGGAGUCGCAAGGGAACUUGGAUACUGCCGCAUACACCACAACACCGGACCACAAGAUCCAAUUAACGCCGCAAGGCAUUACACAGGCACGGCUAGCCGGGGCCCGCAUACGCCACGUCAUCGCCGGCGAUGGUCCCAAUUGGCGGGUGUAUUUUUACGUCUCACCCUACGACCGCACUCGAUCCACACUCCGGGAGAUUGGACGAUCCUUCUCGAAGAAGCGCGUGAUUGGUGUGAGGGAAGAGUGCCGCAUUCGGGAACAAGACUUCGGGAAUUUUCAGGUACAGGAGCAUAUGAACAGUAUCAAGGAGACUCGCCAACGCUUCGGUAGGUUCUACUAUCGCUUCCCGGAGGGUGAGUCCGCCGCCGAUGUUUUCGAUCGCGUUUCCAGUUUCCUUGAAUCUCUUUGGAGGGACAUUGACAUGAACAGGCUUAAUCAUGACCCUGCCAAUGAUUUGAAUUUGAUAAUUGUGUCACAUGGGUUGGCAUCUCGUGUUUUUCUUAUGAAGUGGUUCAAGUGGACAGUUGAACAAUUUGAGCUUCUGAACAAUUUUGGAAACUCUGAGUUCCGCGUUAUGCAAUUGGGGAGUGGCGGAGAAUACAGUUUGGCUGUUCAUCACACAGACAAAGAAUUGCUUGAAUGGGGGCUUUCUCCUGAUAUGAUAGCUGAUCAGAAAUGGCGAGCCCAUGCUAGCAAGGGUGCAUGGAAUGAUCAAAGUUCCUGGUAUCUUGAUACUUUUUUUGAUCAUCUUCCUGACUCUGAUGAUGAUGGCAGUGUGGACAAAGAAGAUGAAACAAGUCCUUUGAGUGUGCAUUCUUAAUAUUUAAUAACAUUUACUAGACACUAGGUUGUUCAUUUCUUUCUUGGGAUUAAAGAAAAAAAAUCUUUUCUAAAAGUAGGAAAAAUUAAGAGGGAACAGGAUAAGGUGAUAAUAGGUUGUUCCUUGCUAGGUAGCGGUUCUAAUCAACUCAUUCAUCAUCAUAAAAUUGACAUCCAAUUGGAGGUUUCAACAUAUGCAUCUAAUGAAUUGAUAAUCUUUGAUUAUAGUUUGACUUAAAGCAAAUGUAUACGUUCCGUAGGGAACGGUUGCUUUGUGUAAUGCAUAAUGCAUGCAUCCUGUAUUAUACGUUAUGGUAGAACUUAGAAGAGCCUGCAUAAUCGUUUAUGCAAAGAGUGCGUUGUUCGAGUUUGUACUUAGUCUGUGAUCCUCAAUGUUUAUGAAUAUUGGACGCAUUCAUUCUGUAUCGCUUGGUGUGAAAAAUUA